AUGAUCCUACCACUUCUGGGAAUCCAUCUCCUGCUGCUGCUAUUGUUCCACCAUGGGCUAGCAGGAAAUCCCCUCUCGGUGACCAAGGAGCUCCUAGCAGAGCAGCUGGAACAGCAUGUCAACAGAGGGCCAAGGUCUGCCAAUUGGGCCUAUAAGAAAAGGAGGUUCUUAGAGAAGUUUGUUGAUGAACUAGAGAUCUCUCUGCCUCCAGAUGUGUACUGUAAUAUCUUUAUUAGGAGCAGAAAAAUCAUGGUUUCUUCAAGCCCAUGCAAGAAAGAACACUAUUUUGUCCAUACCUCCUGGGAUAAUCUACAACAGUUGUGUAAAAAUAAAAAAAUCCCAUGUAAGAAUUCCAAGAAUAGCUGUUACCAAAGUACAAAGUAUAUGGAUGUAACAGUUUGUCAGCUACUUGAGGGUGAACUGUUUCCUUAUUGUGAAUACACAUCUGUUAAAAAAAGGAAAAAGGUGGUCAUCUCCUGCAAAAAGCUGAGAGAUGCCACUUCCCUUUUCCCUGAUUCUGUGGAAGCAGUUGUUGACUAA
Dromiciops gliroides (monito del monte) is the source of this 540-nucleotide messenger RNA. Its product is annotated as ribonuclease pancreatic-like. The record is from RefSeq and is a predicted model, not a curated record. Gene Ontology annotation, molecular function: nucleic acid binding; RNA nuclease activity. The transcript has a single exon. The coding region runs from base 1 to 540 and encodes 179 amino acids. Lineage: Eukaryota; Metazoa; Chordata; Mammalia; Microbiotheria; Microbiotheriidae.